This is a messenger RNA of Leishmania braziliensis MHOM/BR/75/M2904, 1446 nucleotides long. RefSeq lists its product as hypothetical. The record is from RefSeq and is a predicted model, not a curated record. The coding region runs from base 1 to 1446 and encodes 481 amino acids. The transcript has a single exon. Lineage: Eukaryota; Euglenozoa; Kinetoplastea; Trypanosomatida; Trypanosomatidae.
AUGGACAGCUUCGAUACGGGCGCCACCCUCGCGAGUGCCUGUAGCUCCGUGGGUGCUGCGUACCCAGCUGAGGCACAGUCUCUCAAAGCGGCAGCUGAUGGUGACACAUCUGACAGUUCAGCCGGCUCGCCGCUGGCCGUUGGGGGGCCGCUUCAGGCCGGAGAAGGCGAAUCAUCUGUAGCGGACACCUGCAGCACUAUGGGCAAGGAGGCAAGCGAUGAUGCAGUGACGGGCAACAACGAGGGCGAUGCCGCGGCCGAUUACGCUGGGGCAGAAGACGACAAGAUGUACCCGGAAGGGGACGAUGGAGAAGAGGAAGACGCUGAGUACGUGGAGGAGGACGCGGAGUAUGAGGAGAAGGAGCACUCGGACGAGGAGGCGUACGAGCCAGAGGAGGCCGCCGCGGACGCCUCUGUCACUCCCUCCUCCGUCUCACCCAAGCCCCUCAUAAUCACCGUAGGCACGCGGCAGUACAAGGCCUCUGCCUUUGUGAAGAAUCGGGGCCUCUCUUACGUUCCAGGGAGGCUCAAGUCCAACCCGAAGGCCACCUUUGAGCCCUGCACCACCAACGCUCCACACAGCAUUCUUGACUGCCAGAAACUCCACCUUAACAACCGUGGUGUCCUCGUACGCGACCGGUUCAUUCGGCUGAACAUGCUUGUUGACAACCCUGGGAAAAAGACACUCCUGCACAACCCAGGGAGGUCUCAUAAAAUGCGCAUCUGCCGCCGCGAUGUGGAGCCUCAGAAGAGCGAAACCCACAGCCCGGCCACCUGCUCCGACCUGCACCUCCUGCCCGAGAUUGUGUUUGUCGGUAUUCCCGGACUGAGGACGGCCUACUUCGAGGCCGAGCUGCGUCACAACCUUGCCUUUACAAAACUGAAGGAGGCGCCGUGGGAGACGCAGUGCGGGACGUGGUGCCGUUCAACGCGCUCGCAUGUGGUCACCACGUGCCGGUUCCUGCAUUACAAUCGAGGUGAUAACUACACUGAGAAGCCGACUCCGCCCCACCGGCCGUUGGCCGCCAUUCCCGAUCUCACGCCGAGCCGCCCUCCACAGGUGACAGACUUGAGCAGACGCGGCCGCGGUCGUGGCGGCCGUGGUGGUGGUCGCGGCCGCGGAAACUGCCGUGGUCGCGGACGUGGGGGUCGUGGGGCGGCAGCGAUACCGCUUCCGGCAGCCUUCCAGCCCGGCUAUGUUGCACCCUCUCAGGAUAGCUCCUCACCAGCGAGCUCAAUUACAACCGGGUCGAGCGGCGCUGCAAAUCGAAUGAAGCAUUCCCUCGACGCAUUAGAGGCGACCGGCUGGAUGACCAACAAAGGAGAUGAUGGCAGCACGAUUAAUUACUGGAUACUCAACGUGCUGUUCGUGCUGUUAGGGGUCUUCGUUUUUCUCCUCGCUGUAGCGCUUCGCCGGGUGAAUGAACCCGCAGCGGCAGCGUCGUGA